AAACUCCACAAAAAAAGUGUGAGUUAGCAGUAAAUGGCGUCGCAAGUUGUUUUUUAUUCCGAAUCAAUGUGUUUCUCGCCGUUUUGUGAAAUUGUAAACUGUAUCCACGUUGCCAGUGUGUCAUUUGUUAGUGGCGUGGUUAUUUAAGUGACGAAACCAGCGUAUGUUUUGUUGAUACCAGCUUUGGCUUCUAAACAAUGGCGUCCAGUGGCCCGCUGGAUUCCCAUGUAAAAGUUGGUGAAAAUUGCGAUUAUACUGACGAAUACAUCAGUGGAAAUAGCGAUGCAGACGCCGGCGAAGCCACUAAACGUCGUCGGGUGACGCACGACUAUCGAAAACUUUCGAAACUGGGAUAUGAUCCAACUAUGUCAACCACUUCGAGACAGGGCUCUACAUCGGAACCUAAAGGCAAAAAGCGUAAGCGCAGCGCAGACUCAAACGAGCUCUGUCUCUGGGGAGACAGCGUCAAGCCCGCCAAGCUCACCAAGAUCUGGCCAGUUUUCGACUCCGGAGGGUACGGUGACGCCGCCAUCCUCACUCUCCACGUCCUGCAGAAGACCCCGCCGGUCCACAACCCCCUACUCUUCAAUGAUAGUUUCAGUCUCUCCCCCCUCCAAGAAUUUGGCUUAAACGCCUCUUGGAGGCAGACGCAGCUGAAUAAAAGCUUCCCAAAUGAUGAAGUCACUAGACGAGUCUUCGGCUCCGUCUCAAGACAGCUAAGAAUAAUAAACGCGCAUUUCCACGAAUCCAUGUUCAAAUACAAAUACCCAAGAGUCACUCGACAGAAUGUCUUACUGGAAAACACAGUUAGAAGACCAGCGCAUUACAGCUUGACUAUGAAAGCUAUUCGCUUCCAACCGACUCCGAGACGAGACUUGCCAUGUUAUGGGAACUUGGAGUUACCGUUUAAAGUGAAACAGGAGACGGGGACUGCGCCGCAGAUAUUUACGACCAGCGGCAGAAGUGUUGGUGAUAAAGUGGAUGUUAAAGUGAAAGUGGAGGAUAGGGUCAAAGUGGAGGAUAGGGUUAAAGUGGAAAAGGAGAAGGAGAGAGACAAAGAAAGGGAGAGAGAAAGAUCGUCCCACUCCUCCCGUCACUCGUCGUGCCACCACUGCCGGCGGCGGGCGCGGAUCAAGCGCGCGUCCAUCGGCGUGCAGUGCCGCCGCCCCGCGCCCGCCGCCUCCGCCCCGGCCGUCGUCGUGGACCCCAGAGACGAGAACCCCACACUUAAAGGACUCAAGUACCACAGACUAAUGCGGGUAGACACCCAUCCAAACGGUGGCGCUAGUGUCGUCUAUUUGCACCAGAGGGACGUGGACAUGUUGUCUGCGAGUCAGCAGGAGUCUCUCGCCAAAGAGUUCCUUAAGCUAGUGUUUUCCGAGGACAGCGAAGGUUGGGCGCACCACGUGUGCGGCGUAGUACGAGGCGCGGCCGGUGCCUUCCCUUGCCUACUGCAGUACUUAGCCGACACACAUACAAAUCUCACCGUCAAGGCUGGUGUCUUAGCGAGAGCGUCAGACAUAGAAACUACCACUAUCAGUCGGUAUUACCAGCAGGUGCAACAAUCAUACGCCGCGGGAACGUUUCGCUGCGGCCCCCUACACCAGAUCUCACUGGUCGGCACUGUGCACGAAGAAGUAGGCGGCUACUUUCCGGACAUGCUGAGAAUGCUGGCCGCCAACCCUUUUCUUAAUCUGACAAUGCCGUGGGGCCCGAUGUCGGCAGUGGAGAUGGAGCCCCAAGAGUCCAACGACGGCCCCAUCCUGUGGAUCCGCCCCGGCGAGCAACUCGUGCCCACGGCCGAGCUCGGCAAGAGCCCUAUCAAGAAACGACGGACGGGCAUCAACGAGCUCCGCAACCUGCAGUACCUGCCGCGCUACAGCGAGGCGCGAGAGUUCCUGUUCGAGGACCGCACGCGCGCGCACGCCGACCACGUCGGCCACGGCCUCGACCGCAUCACCACCGCCGCCGUCGGGGUGUUAAAAGCCAUCAACUGCGGCGGCGACGAGGGGCGCGGCCGCAUCACCAAGGACGUGGUCGCGUUCCACGCGGCCGACUUCAACAAGCUCGUUCAACUGCUGCAACUGGACUUGUACGAGCCGCCCAUCUCGCAGUGCGUCACGUGGCUAGAAGAAGCUAAGCUUAACCAACUUCGGCGAGAGGGUGUCCGCUACUCUCGCCUGCCGCUCUGUGACGAUGACAUUUACUUUCUGCCACGGAAUAUUAUACAUCAGUUCCGGACCGUCUCAGCCGUUACUUCUGUUGCGUGGCACCUGCGGCUGAAGCAGUACUACCCCGCCUCCGAGGCCUCCUCGCCCGCCGACGAGCGCCGCGCGGCCGAGGCGCCGCCCGUGCACACUGGUAACACAUCUUAUCAUCCUACAGCCCAACCCAAGAAAUCGUCAACAACUAAACACAUAGUGGGUGUCAUCGAAAUGCGAGCGCUCAGCGCCAAAUUCCAGGAACAACCCGCUUUGAAGAUUGCGGAGAACAGAAAAAGCACAGAAACUCAAACCAAGACCGAAAAAACAGAAGAGAAGAAGGAGAAAAAAGAAUCUAGAGAGAAAGAGAGAGACAGAAUGGAACGGACAGAUGGAACCGCUAAAGUAGAGCGGUCAGACGACAAACACAGAAAGGAUGAGAAGCAUAAAGAACACAAACACGACCAUCAUAGGAGGCACUCGUCGUCAAGUCGACACAAGUCGAGCCAUCACAAGUCCGAGCGUCGGGACAAGUCUAAGGAGCGCAGGAAAGAGAAGGAGCAUAGGAGAGACGAGAAGAAAGAUAAACAUAAGGAGAAGGAGGUUAAACAGGAGAUAGUGAAUCGUGCGCCGGACUAAUAGUGUAGUGGGGGUGCUGAGUUUCAAGCCCUUCGUACAAAGGUAUGUACAAGUAAACUACGGCCACCGGACGUGGAGAGUUUAGUGCAUUGACCUUUUGUUAUCUGCCAAAUGUUGGGCGCCAAUGUAACGUUGUUGUUUAAGGAAAGGAUGCUUAAAUAACAAAUAGCGAAAGUGAAAAGCAAAUUUAAAUACCCUUUGGGCAAGCCGGAGUUAAACGGCGCUUUUUAACUUGUAAAAUAAGGUGCUGAAUUGUCUCAAAUUAUGCAUGCCGGUGGUAACGGAGUUAUAUAAACGCAGUUGUUUUCUAUGGGAUAUAUAAAGUCACUACGCAGAGUAUGGCUGGUAAAAAAAACAUCAUGUACGUAAUAUGUCACAACGAAAUGGGGUUGUUAACUGUCAACGAUUUGCAUAGAUGGCGCCAUCAUAGCUUGCCCCUUUUUCUAUGAGAUUUGGCUUAAAGGGCUGGCAUCCAAGUCACAAAAUUCUAUAAAAAAAGAAUUGACACUAUUCCAUAGUCUAAUAAAACAUGGUCUUCUCUUCCCAGAGUGACACAGGCCUACGUCACAAUAACAUGGCCGCUGUAUAUAGCGCUAAAGCAAAUUAUCAUAUAGCGCUGUCGCAUGAUGACGUAGGCUUGUGUCAGUCAGAUGACCUAGAAAAGACGGGAAGAGAGUACCAGGCGGAGUAUAUUAUUAUACCAUGCACUAUUCUAGGGAUUGACAGGGCAAGCUAUGCUGGCACCAUCUGCAUUGCGACACGAAAUUGUAGCAAAAGGUCAACGUACGACACUCUUAUACCCGGUGGUCGCACUUUAAGGAAAGGGUUGACAACAACUGUAUUCCUAAAAAAAAACUAAUUUUGAUCAUUAAUGUAUAUCACCUUAUACGCAGGGCCUUAAAUAAUUUGUGUGUUAGACUUUUAUUGACUGAUUUUAAUAAUAUAUUUUAAACUGAAGGGUAAAUGUGUACCUUUACCGGGAACUUUCAAACUGUUUCAACAUCGAAGUAGAAUCGAUAUCUGUUACUCUGUUGGUUACUUUCUUGUAGCUCGAAAUGUGUGUUAAAGUCAAUGUUUGGACAUUUUAAAUAAUUUAUUUAAAUAAUACCGCUAUGAGAAAAUCUUUUGGGCAUUGGAAUUGUAUCUAUGUAAUACCUUUAAAGGAGCGAUUCUUGUUUAUAUAUAUUCGGGGAUCUCGGAAACGGCUCUAACGAUUUCGAUGAAAUUUGCUAGCUUAUAGAAUUCGGGGUCGAAAAAUCGAUCUAGCUAGGUCUUAUCUCUGGGAAAACGCGCAUCCUCCGGGUGCCGUCAUCUCUCUCGUCCUUUGGCCUAUAUUAUUAAAAUAUUCAAACAUUGCCUUUAAACUGUUUAAACGUAUAACUUAGCCUAGAGUAACCAUAGCAGUAAUCAAUGACAAUAUACCUAAAGUCCUUGCAGUAAGGUGCAUUUUCCCUCGUGUCCGGGCCUUGUCCUGAGUCCUAGGUAUUAAUGUGUACAUAGUCUAGACUUAAGAGGUCUCCUAGAGGCUAAGAGGUACGAAUGAAAGCGCAGUUCUUUAUUUAAAACCCAGUGAUUUUUCCACUUAUUUAAUCAUUAAACUUAAAUUAUAACGAUGAAAAAAUUAAAAAUAAGUUUUUUGGCGAAAAUAUGGCUUCCAUUUUUUUUUUCACUGCGUCGUGUGAUUUGAAAGAAUUUUACGAAAAUGAUUAUAGUUAUAAAAUUUUAAACAAGAUAAAAAUAUUCACACAAUAUUUCUAAAAGUUGCACUAAGAGUAAAUAUAUAUGCAUAUAAAGCGAAGACGCUUUCCACAUAGAUUUUCGUACACUGACCCGCCUGUUGCUAUCUCUAUUGCGCGCGCAUAACUAUAUUGCUGUCCCGCUCAAGAUGCCAGUUGUAAAUGUCACUGUGCGAGCUUGACACCAAUAUAAUUAUGCGAGUGCAAUAGAGAUAGCAACAGGGUCAAUGUACGAAAAUCUACAUGGAAAGCAUCUCUUCUUUAGAUUAAUUAAGUAGUAGAUCUUAAAGAUGUUUUGUGAUUUUUCUAAUAGUUUAAGUCCACCAUUUUGUAUUGUUGUGGCCACUGCUUUUAAAUUAAAUAAUUAAUUACUGAAAUUACAUAUAAAUAUGUAUAUUUGAGUUAAAUUUCGCUUUUUUUUAAAUUACACAAAUAGUGGUCAUAAGCUAAACUUGUAAAUACAUAAUCAAAAUUUCUGAAAUGUAUUUGACAUAGUGGAAAUGUUUUUUAACAUAUUUCUAGUAACAUCUGUUAUCCUAUUGUUACCGCACCAAUUAAAAUAUUCGCCAAAAUGGGAGCAACUAAAAAAAAAAUACUUUCCAAUUUAGCGUCAUAAAAUAGAUUAUGGGGUGUUUUUCCACCCCUUAGCCGAAAUCGCAUAAAUCAAAGAUGGCCUGUAAAGUUGAUGUGGGGUUUACCUAUUUCCCACAUGAUUUAGAACUUUGUUUCAAGGUGUUAGGGUUCAAUUUCAUAUAAUUUCUGACACUCUUAUGCCUUAUAAAGGGAAAAACAUUUUUUCCUAAGUUGUUCCCUGGUAUAAAUUUGGUGCGGUGCAAAGUGGUGCAAAUACAGUAAUUAAUAGUGAUGCAACGGAUAGUUGUUUGGCCGGAUACCGGCCUGAUCAUUGGCCGAAUAUUCGGUAACCGGCCGGCGGAACUAUACCUAUAUUUCAGUAUUUCAGGUGACCAUUGUGCAGGUUUUGACCUGUUUCGUAGUGAACGUUCGCGCGGACUCAUUUCUUAGAUUCAAUUUGCUUAUUCCGAAAUCGAGCAAAGUUACUAUACGGUAUCCGGCCGGAUAUUUAAAUAAAGGCCGGAUACCGGAUAGUAACCGAUUAUCCGGUGCAUCUCUAGUAAUUAAGUCAAUCUUCUUAGUUGCGUUGUCUCAAACAGAAUGAUAUAAAAAUUCGUACGCUAGCUUUGUUCAAUCAAAUGUUGUGUAUACAUUUUAAAAUCCCGGGAACAUUUUUAACACUAAAAGGAUACAAAGCAUGAAGAAAUUCGUACAUCGACCUGCCGUUUCCUAUCUCUAUCGCACGCGCGUAAUUAUAUUGCUGUCUCGCGAAUGAUGCCGACGGUCGACGCCAUUGCGAGCGGGUCGGCUAUGUAAUUAUGUGCGCGCGACAGAGAUAGGAAAUCGCUGGUAUGUAUCCUUAUUUUAGCAUCUACAUACAAGAAAAAUGUAAAAUUUAACCUUUUCAAUGCCAAUGACCGAUAUAUCCGCACCGCAGGUCCAACGCUAAAGACGGAUCGGUCACAGACCACAGAGCAACAUAGAUCUACGUGCAUAUGCAUAAAGUUCAAUAUCAAUUUUGACACUUCGGUGACGUGGCGUCCGAGUGACAGCGUUUUGUGUCUGACACGGCGUCGAAAAGGUUAAAAUUUGUUUUAGAAACAGUUGUGUUAAAAUUGUAAAAGCUCGCGUACGCUACCCGAUAUGUUUUACGUUAGUUAAAGAUACAGUAUUAUUAAAGAAUAGUGAAGUAUAGUAACCGACCGCACCCCCUUGCCUCUUACGCUGCUACGAGUAUACAAAAUUGGCACAGAAUGUAUAGAGAGCCUGUCCAAACGAUCUGUUAUUUAGAGCAACCCACACUAG
Molecule: messenger RNA, 6454 nt
Organism: Cydia fagiglandana
Lineage: Eukaryota; Metazoa; Arthropoda; Insecta; Lepidoptera; Tortricidae
Product: lysine-specific demethylase RSBN1L
Exons: 14
Coding region: 198-2840 (880 amino acids)
Cellular component (GO): nucleus
Source: RefSeq, a predicted model, not a curated record